Drosophila sulfurigaster albostrigata is the source of this 1232-nucleotide messenger RNA. RefSeq names its product zinc finger protein 343. The transcript has 2 exons. Gene Ontology annotation, biological process: regulation of DNA-templated transcription. The record is from RefSeq and is a predicted model, not a curated record. Bases 25 to 1116 code for a protein of 363 amino acids. Lineage: Eukaryota; Metazoa; Arthropoda; Insecta; Diptera; Drosophilidae. Gene Ontology annotation, molecular function: RNA polymerase II cis-regulatory region sequence-specific DNA binding; DNA-binding transcription factor activity, RNA polymerase II-specific.
AAAUAGUAAAAUUUGUAAAUCAAAAUGGAGCCAAAGCGUAUACUACCCAAGGCACAUUUGGGUAACAACAAUAAGAAAGGUGCACUCGCUGGCCUUAUACAAAAUGCAAGUACGAAAAAACGGCAAUCCUCAAGACGACGCUACUUUUGCCGGUGUUGCUUGGUCGCUUUUUCGCGCUUUCUCACCUGCAAGACGCAUGAACAGCUGUGCGAUGCUCGCAUGGAGCGACUGCACAUGUGCAAAUACUGCCUAACGCUCUUUGAUGAUGAGGAGCUGCGCCAGCGGCACAUGCAACGCAAACACACCGACACACGCUACAUGUGCCUGCAAUGCGGCACAGCGGGCAAACGUUAUAGCUCCCCGGUUUUUCUCUAUAAACAUGUCGUAUCUUGGCAUGGCGAACACUCGCUCUUUUACUGUGGAAUGUGUGCCGACGACAGCUGCAACGAUGCCCGCGCGUUUAGCUCGAUGAGUCGCCUAUUGGAGCACGCCGAGAACGAUCAUCAGGUGCAUAUUAAUUGUGAUGGCAGUGUGGUGGACGAAACGGAGGAUCUGGAAAUGCUGGAGGAGAACAUCGACGAACUGCUGCCAAUGCUAGACUGGGACGAUGAUCUCACGUUCGGCUGGCCCAUGGACCUAGACAAAGAGUCGUGCAUUGCCGAUCCCAAGCCCAAACCCAGUGCAUAUGUGUGUCCCAUUUGUGCAAAUGGUUUCACUGGCGGCAUCAGCCUCUUAAACCAUGUGGAGCAAUCGCAUCAACGCAAUCCACUCGAUUGCAUAUUCUGCGGCAAAACGCACAAAAAUCGAGAGGCAAUUCGUGCCCAUCUUCAGCGUCAACAUGUCCUGUUGCGUGCCCACAUUUGUUCCGAAUGCCAGGCGGACUUCACCACGGCCGAUCAUCUGCUGAAGCAUAUGCGCAGUCAGCACAUGCAACGCACCCAUCAUGUCUGUCCAGAGUGCGGCAAGGCGUUUGCCCAGAGCAUUCACCUGACGGAGCAUCUGAUGUCGGAGCGUGGUCACAUCAAGCACAUCUGUCAACUGUGCAACACGCAGUUCUUUCGAUCCAUUGACCUGUUGCGCCACAAUCAGCUUAAGCAUAACUGUCAAGAACAAUAGUCAACACGAUAACAGCAGCGUCCUCGUGCCGUUAACAGUGGUUUAACAGAGAGACAUCGCUUAGCAAUGACACGAACCCAGCACACGACACGCAGCUGCAGCAGCAGCAGCAGCAG